AUGAAUCCAAAUAUUCAACACCAUCAUCACCAACAACAACAACAACAACAACAGCAACAACAACAACAACAACAACAACAACAACAACAACAACAACGUCAACAACAAGAAGCUAGUCAACCUCGUAAACGGACGCGUGCAUCACCUGAACAAUUAGCUAUAUUGGAAAAAACUUUUAGUGUCAAUCCAUCACCCAACAACCGUGUACGUGAGCAACUCUCUAGGGAACUUGGCAUGACAGAAAGGUCUAUUCAAAUCUGGUUUCAAAAUAGACGUGCAAAAGUUAAGAAUAUGGCAAAACGUUCUUCUUUACUCCAUGAUGAAACCUUACGGAUGCAAUAUUAUGCUGCUACUGCUGCUGCUGCUGCUUGUCAAGCUGCUAGUUUACAUCAACAACAUACUUCACCUGACGGUACUCCAGUUUCCAAUCCUGAUCUGUAUUAUUACUAUUACUAUUAUUACUACAAUCAACAACAACAAUUACAACAGCAACAACAACAAGCUUAUUAUGGUACAGAUGGCUCUUCCAUGAUUUCUCCUUCACCUUUGAAAUCAAAUCAAUCUACUCCUCCUCCUCCUCCCCCUAUGCCAACAACAAAUCAAAAACCUUGGACUUCUUUAUCUACUCCACCACCUUCAUCAAUAUCUCCUUCCAUAUCUACUCCAAUCUCUGCAUAUCAUCAUCAUCAACAACAACAACAACAACAACAACAACGAACACCUAUGUCAUUGGAUGAUUUCAAUACUGGUGAAGAAGAAGAAAAUCAUCAAUAUCGUAUUUCGGCUGAAGCUCUACAAAUUGGGACUUGGAAACGAAUGAGUCUACAACCUCAAGAUUUAGAAUGUUUCUUUGAUCGACAACUUCGAUGCAUGGUAUGGCGUAUUCAGGAUGGUCAACAACGUUUCAAGAUGCAUAUCAAGUUGGAUUCAAUUGAGAAAAUGCAGUUAGAUCCUUUACUUGAACGAUUGGGUUGGGCAAGGCUCUCUUUGACUGUGGUUCACCCAGAAACAAUAUCCUUUUAUAUGGAAGAAAGUGGUACUCAAGCUUUUGGUACAGCAAAUGAUCAUUGGACGCAAUGUCGCGACUUUACCCAAGAUAGACAAGCAACAACAGUACAAACACAUUAUAUUGAUGGACCUGCUUUAGCUCUCCGUGCUGAAUGGAUGCGUUUGGUUGCUCAAGAUAAACAGUUACACGAUCUAGUACAAAAUAAUAUGGUGCCUCCAACAUCUCAUGUGUAUCAUACAGCUCAUGGUCCUCAUGGUCAAUCGAUGUUAAGCAAUUCAACACCCUCUCGUCAAGUUACACCAGCCGAUGUGAUGAUGGUCAUGAAAGAAGAUAAUCAGUCGAUGCUGUCUCUUAUGGAAAAGGAUCAAAUCAAGGAUGACCAAGAUAACUCUCAAGAUUUAUUACUUUUUCAAGGGGUUUAG
Molecule: messenger RNA, 1431 nt
Organism: Halteromyces radiatus
Lineage: Eukaryota; Fungi; Mucoromycota; Mucoromycetes; Mucorales; Cunninghamellaceae
Exons: 2
Coding region: 1-1431 (476 amino acids)
Biological process (GO): regulation of transcription by RNA polymerase II; cell differentiation
Molecular function (GO): DNA-binding transcription factor activity, RNA polymerase II-specific; RNA polymerase II cis-regulatory region sequence-specific DNA binding
Source: RefSeq, a predicted model, not a curated record